Molecule: messenger RNA, 537 nt
Organism: Dentiscutata heterogama
Lineage: Eukaryota; Fungi; Glomeromycota; Glomeromycetes; Diversisporales; Gigasporaceae
Source: the annotation of a GenBank genome assembly
AUGGAAAUCCUUACCGAUGAUGCUCAUGACAUGGAUGAUGAUAACGUUGACAAGUUCACACUUUCAAUUAGUAAUCUAGUUGGCGUUUGUCUGAAGAGCCAGAGACAAAAGAACGCAAACGAGACACUUGUCAACACAAAUAAAGUGUCAAGAAUAGGAACUGAUAAGAAUUUGACUAGUCAAGAAGAGAUGGUUGGCAUGAAUAAAGGAGGUGGUAAUGAUCAAAAUAAGCAUUCUUUAUUAACUACAAGUCACAAUGUUGAAAGUUUAAACUCAGAAAACAUGGUUGACCAUGCUCAUCAUGAAAAUAGGUCUCGGCACUGUGGUGCUUGUGGUCAAAUAGGCCAUAAUGCUCGUACAUGCAACUUGAAUUUUUCAAGUAAAGACCAUCAUGAAAAUGUGAAUCAAUCACCAUUACAAAUUGUAGACGAUAAUGUUGGAGUUAAUGAUCACACUAAUAAUAAGAUUUGCCGCUGUGGUACUUGUGGGCAAGUAGGUCAUAACGCUCGUACAUGUAACUCUAAAAGUAGCUCGUAA